This is a messenger RNA of Poecilia reticulata (guppy), 1262 nucleotides long. It is a transcript of the gene snrnp48, whose product is annotated as small nuclear ribonucleoprotein 48 (U11/U12). The record is from RefSeq and is a predicted model, not a curated record. Gene Ontology annotation, cellular component: cytosol; U12-type spliceosomal complex; nucleoplasm. NCBI's taxonomy places the organism in Eukaryota, Metazoa, Chordata, Actinopteri, Cyprinodontiformes, Poeciliidae.
ACACACUUUCGCCAAUCUUGCGCAUGCGUCGUCAUCUCGAGCGGCAGAACAUCAUGGCUUCCUCCAGUACAGUUUUCAAAUGUUUGGUUUAAUUUUAUGCUAAAAUAUAACAAUGUCGGACCCUGUUCAGUCGGAAGCCCUUCAGGACCGACUGGACCGUCUACAGGAGCUGACAGAAUUUACUGAGACGUGCCAGAAACAGUUAAAGGAACUAUUUGAAACGCUGGGAUGGUCGCAGGAGAACGACGAGGACUUCAAUCAGGAACCAAUGGAGCAAUGUCCUUAUGACUCCAACCACAUAGUCCCAGUCAGAACCUUAGAAAAACACAAAGCUUCCUGCAUCCUCCGGAAAAUGGGUUACUCUGCUGAGGAACAGGAAGAGAUGUGUGAUCCUUCUGUCUGUUACGAAAACAGAAACAUCAAAACUUUUUUAAUGGACAAAUCAACCCAGCACCAGGUUAUCCUAAAGGCGAGAUCUGCAGCUCCACUGAUGAAGAUGGAAGGAGUCUUCUGGCAAGGUCAGUACUCUGGCCAGCCCGUCGAUGUGCCACAGAACCACAAGCGAGCGGUGUGUGACCUCACUGUUGCAGACCGAUUGGCUCUUUACGAUCACGUGGUCGGCGUCCUCGGCCAGCAGAGUGAGGCUGCGUCUUCCAACGAGGAUCUCUACGUAGAUUUGGUUUCAAAACUUAAAAAAGAUGAACAGCAGAAUGAGCCAAAGAGUCACCUGGAGCUGAUGGCAGAGAUGAGGGACUACAAGAGGCGACGUCAGUCCUACAGAGCCAAGAACGUCCACAUCACUAAGAAAUCCUACACUGAGGUAAUCAGAGAGGUGAUCAGUGUCCAUUCAGAGGAACUUACCAGGCAGUGGAAGGAGGAGGAAGAGGAGAAGCACUCAUCUAGAUCUGCUCAAUCUCCUCCAGGUCGCUGGCUGGAUAGAAGACGGUCGAAAUCCUCAGAGUCGCGUCAUUCGCACGGUAAGCGGCGUCGCAGCCGAGAACGAAGUCGAGAACGAAGCCAAGACAAAGACAGGAAGAAGAAGAAGAAAAGGAAGGAGAGGGAUUCCCGAUCCCCUGAUGGCCACCACCAUGACAGGAAGAAGAAGAAGAAAAAGAAAGAUGACAGGGAGAAGGACAAGUGAGAACGCUGGCUCUUCAGCAUCAAAACGUCUGUCUGCUGAAACCUGCUGCUGUCAUCAGUUUAUUUGCUAACUCUGAUUUUUACAAAAAAUGUUAAUAAAGAUUUGUGCAAACAAUCUUUCA